Molecule: messenger RNA, 601 nt
Organism: Ceratosolen solmsi marchali
Lineage: Eukaryota; Metazoa; Arthropoda; Insecta; Hymenoptera; Agaonidae
Gene: mRpS17
Product: mitochondrial ribosomal protein S17
Exons: 3
Coding region: 84-572 (162 amino acids)
Biological process (GO): mitochondrial translation
Cellular component (GO): mitochondrial small ribosomal subunit
Molecular function (GO): structural constituent of ribosome
Source: RefSeq, a predicted model, not a curated record
CAGCUGACGGUACUACUUUAGAUAGUACUAGGUACUGGUACUCGCAGGUUUAUCACGUGUGGUACAUGCACUAGUCGUACCUAAUGGCAAAACAAAUAGUAGAGAAGGUAAAAUUAAAAUAUUUACUAGGAAUAUGUAUGCCGUCGAGUAAAACGUAUGCAUCAAGAAUUCAAAUUCCUGUAUACGAAUACGAUGAAUACUUACAUAUGCACUUUAAGAAAAAUAACUUCAUAUAUGCUCAUGACCCAGAUAGAGUUUGCAAAGUCGGAGACACCGUUUUGGUACAAAAUUUGGAAGAAAAACUGACCAAACUCAUCACACAUAAAGUUAUUGAAGUUAUUUAUCCCGUUGGAGAUAUCACUGAUCCAAUUACAGGUAAAAAAGUUGCAGGUAGCGUAUACAGAGAUGACAUCGCAGAAAUAAAUAAAUUGUACGGCGAAUCAGAAAAUGCCUUUAAUUAUGAUAAAGCACCACCUAAAGGAUAUCUAGAAGAUAAAAAAGAUUUUACACAAAAACCAGUUUAUAAAAAGUAUUAUGAAGAUCCAAACGAUCCCCAACCUUACGGUGUUUAAAAAUUUAUUGGAUAAUAGAAUUAAUUAAG